This is a messenger RNA of Geodia barretti, 411 nucleotides long. The record is from the annotation of a GenBank genome assembly. NCBI's taxonomy places the organism in Eukaryota, Metazoa, Porifera, Demospongiae, Tetractinellida, Geodiidae.
AUGACAGGGGACCGAGCGACAAUUUCUCGUGCCUAUUCGGUCGUCUCUCGUAUCUACGAGGAGGUCUUUAAUAUGGGAAAGCUGGAGCAAGCAGACACGCUAAUUGCCACCGCAUAUAUCGAUCAUAACCCAAUCGGUCUAGGGGGUAAAUCUGGCAUAGAAGGCUUCAAACAGACCGUGGUGACUCGUACCACCAUGCGGGGCACCCAUAAGAAUAGCUUUAUGGGGGUUGACCCAACUAACAAGCAGGUGACAGUGUCAGGAUUCGACAUCUUUCGGAUCGCCGAUGGGGUUGUUGCGGAACGGUGGGGAACGCUUGAUGGACUCACGCUCAUGCAACAGAUGGAGGUGUUCAUUCCGAUGGCGUGGCAAUACACGCUGCUGGGGUGCGCUAGACCAAGAGGAGCGUAA